This is a messenger RNA of Balearica regulorum gibbericeps (East African grey crowned-crane), 2493 nucleotides long. The record is from RefSeq and is a predicted model, not a curated record. Lineage: Eukaryota; Metazoa; Chordata; Aves; Gruiformes; Gruidae.
AUGAAUGAAAAUGCUAAGCAGCAGUGUCAGCCAAUAGAAGUAUUUCCAUGUGAAAAUCAGGAUGGAAAUUCAAAGAUGUUUCCAUUUAGGAGUGGAAAUGUAUUCACAAAGAGGCUGAGAAACUCUUCCCCAGUGAACCUUGAAAUAAAACUGCAAGAAUCUGAUGAUGAAUGUGAUCUUGUCAUUGAUGUGCCACCACAAGUUGUUAAUAAAAAGCCAAGAAUAAGUAGGAAAUGUACAAAUGGGAAGAGGGACAAAGAACUGGCUUCUGUAAUGCAUGCAGAAGAAUUACAUGAUAGUGCGAUAGUAGACAUUCUUGGACGUGCAGGAGAAGAAUCAGAGAGAACGAUGAUUUUGCAGGAAAGUGGCAAAGGUUUAAAUAAAUAUGAAAAACUAGACAAGGUUUCUCCAAAAGCAAAUGAGAUGUAUUUGCCUGGUGUAAACACUGAUAUAUUGAAGGUUUUGGCAGAAAGAGAUGCCCUUGUUUAUACUGAGGAGAAAAGUGUAUCUUCAGCUUUUUUUGAGGCAGACAUACAGGAGGGAAUUUUGCAGCAAGGGAAUGCAGAAACUGAUGUAUUAGUCGAACCAUUUGUUCAGGAGCAUACUACUAAUGAAGACUGUCUGAGCAGUGGAAGAGUAACACAGUCUGUCUUGUGUACUGGUUGGUCCUCAAAAGAUGAAACCAUAAUUGAAAGACCUUAUAAGGAAAUAAUAAUAAAUACAGAGAGAAGGCAGAGCAUACAAGAAAAUGGGGGUAAUGAUAGCCCAAAAGAUACAUACCCAUAUCCAGCUUCUUAUUUAAACAAGAAAAGAAGUGGAAAAACUCUGCUGAGCUCAUCUGCUGAGGAAGUGGAAUCCAGUGAGGAAGAGACAGAGCUCUCUGAAUCAGAUGAUCCUUUAGAGGAGUGUCGGAGAAUUUUUGAUGAGUUUGAAAGAGAAAUACAAAAGAAGAACAGUGAUAAGCAGGCCCGUGGAGGAAAUGCAGAUCUUAAUUUAUUAGAAACCAAAGUAAAUCUUCCUGGACAAAAAAGAAGAAUUGCACACAGAGCAAAAUUUGAUGAGGGUCAUGAUGCAGGAAUGCAGCAGGCAAUGGAGUUUGGAGUUGCAGUUAAAAGAGGACAAGAUUUUAUUGCUACAACUUCUGAGCAGAAGAAAAUUACGUCUGGAUUGUCGGCUACUCAAUUUCAAAGCAUUGGACCAACGGCCUCUUUAAAUUUGGUUGAAGUUCACCCCAUUAAAAUCAACAGUGGUCAACUGCAUAUAUUGCUGGAAGGAAACAUUGCAACAGCAAUGCCCUGUGGACUUUCUGUUAGCUCAUUCAAAAGGACUGCUCUUGUGCCAUGCAAGUUUUCUACUCAGAGAAGGCCUUCCAUUCCUGAAUCAGGAUCCAAAGUACCAUUUGAGACAAGACAGCGAUAUAUUGGGCUUUUUUUGGCAGAAUGCUUCAAAAUGUGUGGCACAGUGAAUGAAGCUAUUGACAAGGCCCUGAUAGAAGAGCAAUCUGUGUAUGAUCGUUGUGGCAGUAAAAAAAUGUACCUGAAUUUUGCUGUGAAGACUCUCAAAAAGCUGAGAGAUCAUGCAUUUACAGGUCAGGCUCUAUAUGAACUUUUAAAAGAUUAUCGUCUGACUGCGGAUCAAUUAAAUGAAAAUAACUUCCCUCGACCAAAUCCUGAAAAAAAUGGUAGUGCUAUAUUCACUGGGGUUGUAAAAAAUGCUGCAUAUGAUGCUUUCAAAAGAGUGUGCUGUAGAUGUGGCGAAGUAUAUGCUAUUACUUCUUCAGGAGAACAUAGACGUAAAGAAGAAUGCAACUACCAUUCCGGUAGAGUAUUGGAACAAAAAGUUCCUGGUGGUGUGGAAAAACGCUAUAGCUGUUGUGAGAGAAUAGUUGGGUCUGCUGGAUGUCAGAAUGCAAAGCUUCAUGUUCAUGAUGGCAGAAGGGAGAAGUUGGAAGGCUUCAUGAAGACAUUAAUUAAAUCACCGCCUUUUGAUGGAAACUAUGGUGUAUAUGCUCUGGACUGUGAGACGUGUUACACAACCCGUGGCUUGGAACUAACUAGAGUGACAGUGGUCGAUGAUAAACUGCAGGUUGUCUAUGAUACAUUUGUUAAACCAGAUGGUAAAGUUGUAGACUACGAUAUAAGACUCUCUGGAGCAACAGAGGAUGAUCUGAAGAAUACCAAAACGUCUCUUCGGGAUGUACAAGCAAUACUGCUAAACUUAUUCAGUGCAGAUACAAUUUUAAUUGGACAUGGCUUAGAAAAUGAUUUAUUUGUUCUCAAGCUAAUUCAUAACACAGUAGUGGACACAUCAGUAGUGUUUCCUCAUCGGCUAGGUUUUCCUCACAAAAGAGCACUUAGAAGUCUGAUGGCUGACUACCUCAGGAGAAUUCGUCAAGAUGAUGUUGGUGGUCAUAAUUCCAGGGAAGAUGCAAUUGCUUGUAUGGAACUAAUCCUUUGGAAAAUAAAGGAGGAUAAUAAAAGAAGAAAAUGGUGA